Salvelinus namaycush (lake trout) is the source of this 513-nucleotide messenger RNA. RefSeq names its product stonustoxin subunit beta-like. The annotation marks the transcript as partial. The transcript has a single exon. NCBI's taxonomy places the organism in Eukaryota, Metazoa, Chordata, Actinopteri, Salmoniformes, Salmonidae. Gene Ontology annotation, molecular function: protein binding. The record is from RefSeq and is a predicted model, not a curated record.
CUGGACCCAAACACAGUAAACAGACUCCUCUCUCUGUCUGAGGAGAACAGGAAGGUGACACGUAGGAGAGAGGAGCAGCCGUAUCCUGAUCACACAGAGAGAUUUGAGGACUGUGGACAGGUGCUGUGUAGAGAGGGUCUGACUGGGCGCUGUUACUGGGAGGUAGAGUGGAGUGGGAGGGGGGCUGAAAUAGGAGUGACAUAUAAGGGAAUCAGCAGGAGAGGAGAGGGUGAUGACAGUCUGAUUGGAUACAAUGACACGUCCUGGAGUCUGCGCUGCUCUGACAACAGAUACAGAGCCUGGCACAAUUGUAAUCGGACUCCCAUAGACGUCCCCACUUCCAGCUCCCACAGAGUAGGAGUGUAUCUGGACUGGCCAGCCGGCACUCUGUCCUUCUAUAGAGCCUCCUCUGACACACUGACCCACCUGAUCACAUUCACCUCCACAUUCACUGAGCCCCUCUAUCCAGGGUUCAGGGUUCAUUAUGUUGACUCCUCAGUGUCCCUGAAAUAA